This is a messenger RNA of Hemibagrus wyckioides, 3506 nucleotides long. RefSeq names its product disks large homolog 1-like. Bases 242 to 625 code for a protein of 127 amino acids. NCBI's taxonomy places the organism in Eukaryota, Metazoa, Chordata, Actinopteri, Siluriformes, Bagridae. The transcript is spliced from 5 exons. The record is from RefSeq and is a predicted model, not a curated record. Gene Ontology annotation, molecular function: protein binding.
AUCUCUUAUGAAUCUCACGCGCAAACACACACACACACACACACACAGCGCUGAGCUCUGCCCCUACCUACGUGUCCGUAAAGCGGCCAGAGUGAGUCUGUCAUGGCCUCAAAAGUGAAAGAAGUGCGAAAACUGUGAAAAAGGACGCUCUUUAACUGACUCACAUACAACGUUGAGUUUAUUCGUGAAUAUUAACGCAGUGUCCGUGGACUGUAGAGCGGUCAGGCAGCAAAUAUUCACCAUGGUCCAUAAACAUGAUACUGAGAGAGCCAUUGGGCUGCUGAGGCAGUAUCAGGCUAGUCUGACCAGCCCUGAGGAACAGGCUCUAAAGACCAGUGUGGGCAAAGUUUCUGCUAUCUUUGGCAGCCAGCUCUUUAAGGCUCUGUUGGAUAUUCAAGAAUGCUAUGAGGUGACCCUGCAGCUAAAUGCAACAGAGAAUGCAGCACAAGAGAACGGUCCUAAGGAGAUGUCGGAGAACCCGGAAUUGGAGGGUGUAUCACGAGUGCGAGUGACCAGCAGGACAAGUCCACAGAGGGUGGAGAGAGUGGCCGGGCUCGUGAGCCGUUCCCAUGUGGAGACACCCAAGCAUCUGAAAUAUUCUGUCCUUCUCACUCUAUUCCCUUAAUUUCCAGUCAGUAUCCAUGCACCUCACAUUCUCCUCUUUUUCUCCAUCCCUCUUUUCCUUCGUCACUAUCUUUCGUUUUCUAUAGCUCCCCCUAUCAUUAGACUGUCAGUCACAUGUGCACUGUGUGGUACAGCAGCUGUUUUCUGCUACCAGUUCUAUUAAUAGGAGUUACAGCCUUCAUAGGCGCUUUUGUUUAGGGUCUCAGAGAGUGCGUAAUGUGGGAGCCAUGACAGUAUCUUUAUGUCUUUAGAGUCAUGUUCCUCCCUUCAGCUGUCCAUGAAACACUGGAGAAUGGCUCGAUCAUGAUUGAAUUGCAUGAGGUCAGCACAAUGGGAAGAAAAUCGUUUGAACGAAAUAUUUCCCACACUGCUACCUAUCCACUGAAAACUACAGGAUCAAAGGCAUUAAUAUCUAUGACAUAUCUUCACACUCUUUUAGAAACCCUGCUGUAUUUUAUGCAACCUUGCCUCUGCAUUUCAUUGAAAUGAUGCUUAGUAAUGGUGCUACUGCCCCUUUAAGUCUGCCUGUGUCUUAUCUUACCUUAUUUGGGCAUGCAUCCUGUUAGGUGGUUAGAGAGCAGUCACAUGGCCUGCUGUGAGAAUGCACAAAAAUUCCAGAAAUUUUCUAUAGGGCUCAUCUGUGUGAAUGUGUAUCUGAAAGGUUUGAGAUAUAAAUGUUUAUGUAAUUGGGAUUGCAAUUAAGCUGACAGAGAAAGGUUAUUUAGUUGCAGGAGCUCUGUCUUUCACUUAAAAUCAUACGGAUUUCCUCCUGUUCCUCAUGUUUUACUAUGAAUUGGUAAAUCUAUAUUCUAUAUUGAUUAAUAAAGGUUGGGAUGGAUUAUGGUAAAUAGCUGUGCUUUGCCAUAUGUUCAUGUGAUUCUACAGAGCUGUCUCUAUUUUCAGUAUCAUUUUCUAAACAUAUAUAAAGACCAAGUUCAACUACCAUUCAGGCAGGAUACAGCAUGUACCGUAAAUCAUAAAAAAUCAGAUAUUCAGGAAGACAUUUUGAUAGUGUCUGUUAAAAGUGAUUAAUUCUGACGAAUCGGGCUGCCUACAACAAACUAUAUACAUUACCUUUGUGGACACUUCCACUUCAUCACACCCAUAUGUGGGCCUUCCCCAAACUAUUGCCAUAAAUUUGGAAGCAGUUGUAAUGUUUUUUUGUAUGUGUUAAUGCACCUCAGGCCUCCUCACCCAACAUCAGGGCCUGACCUCACCAGUACUCUUGUUGCUGGAUGGACAAAUCCCAAUAGCCAUGCUCCAAAAUCUAGUCUUCCAAGAAAAAUGGAGGUGAUUAAACAGCAAAAGGGAACUAAAUCUGGAAAUGGAUGUUUAGGUGUAAUGGUCAUGUGUCCACAAAGCUAAGUGAUGCAACAGCAAAUCAUUUGCCCUAUUAUCCGGAGGUUGCAAGUUUGAACCCUGACUAUGCAAUAGCCAUCCAUGGCCUUGAGACCCAGAGAGCAAAACUGACCAUGCCUUUGGGAGAGGAGUCGUGGCAUACACUCUCUCCUGUCAAUCACAGUGACAUUAGCUGAUUGCAGUCAUCUAUGACAUCAUGCAUGUGGAAUGGGGCAACUAGCGCUUUCCUCCAAGUGUGCUACACUGCCUUGUGAUGCAGUGCCUAAAUGUUGGAUUAAAUUGCCAUAGAUUUGCUCUCAUUUCUCUCCAUGCCACUCUUUACUAUUGCAGUUUUACAGUGCUCUAGCCAUUGAUUGUCUGUACUGCAAACAUAAGCCGUUUUUAUAUUUUGAUAUUAUAUAAUCUUCGAAGGAGUAGGACAUCUUCCCUAGAGGUACUAGAAACACCCACAUGCAUUCACACGCUAAAAGAUGUAACAAACACCAAGACCUGAUGCAAGCAUGUUAUGCUUGAGUAUAAGCCUAGUCUGCUUCUGUAUUUUCUCCAUCCAGUUUGCAUCUUCAAUUGUAAAGAGCAUGGAGAUUUGAACACUGCUCCUGUGACACCUAUUGAACUGUGCACCACUGUGUGGAGGGCAGUUAUAGAUGUGAGCUAUGGGGAAAAGGAAAGAAAUGAAGGAAUCAUGUGCCCUGGGAUGGAUAUGCUUGCAUCGUCAUUUUUAGCUGCAAGACACCACCCAUAUAUAAACUGUUUUCAGAUGAGCAAGCUUCCUUGUGGUUAUUGCAGUGGAGCAAAUUUUUUAAUCAGUAGUUUUACAGGGAAUUUUAAGGUAGUAAUGAUACCUCUUCAGUUGUUCGAGUAACUGCUGUUUCCUUUCCCCUGUUUGGCAAGAGAGUCAAACUGGGAUUUAUGAAAACAUUUUUGAACAAAACAAACAAACAAACAAACCUGUGGCUUUCGUUCAGGUUCUCUGGUUUUCUCCCUCCUUCCAAAAACAUGCCUAAUUGCCCUUAGGUGUGAAUGUGUGUGUAGGUUAGUCUGCAAUGGACUGGUGUCCCAUCAAGUUUGUGUUUCCAUCUCAUGCCUGGUGUUAAAGGGCUCUACAUUUACCAUGAUCCUGACCAGGAUAAAGCAGUUAAUAAAUAUGACAAUAUUAGAUUUUCUGUUAUUUAAGUGAUUUGUUUGCAGGCUGGAGUGAUUCAUAUAAAUAUGACUACAUGUGCACCUAAUUUGACAGCCUUAAAGUGUUAAAGCUUUUAUGUGCACGGAUUGCUGUUUUCUGAUAUGGAGCCAGCAAUUGAUGAGUUUUGGAAUCUCUGCAUCUUCAUUCUGCCUCUGUGCCUGUACUCAGUUUAUGGAGCGCUGCCCCUUUAAGAGCAGCCACUGAAACAACGAGUCCUGGUGGUGCUGCUGCUGAUGGCUGUGCUGCAAGAUGAUUGGCUGUGUCUCUCAGAGCUGAGGUGCUGGAGGGAUGCUGCUACGCAUCUCCCUCUCCCCCUCUCUGUCUUGCUUCCUCUCUCUCU